AUGGACAACGAUCAAAACAGCGCCGGAGCUGGUGCUGAUAACGCGAUGGCGAGGCAGGAUGUUCCCGAGACUGUACAGCCGAAGGCCAUCCUCAUACUAUACGACCUAGAGCUCACCAACGGAGACUUGCCAGGAUCCAUUCAAAUUGCGAUUCCAAAGCUUCUGUCCACGGACAGUGUCGAUCCCACCUCUUCACACCGCGAAAACGACGACUCGGAGUGUCCGCAUCCUUCGCCAUCUACAAAUGCGACGGACUUGAAGCGAAAACGCACUGGCGAUGGUGCAGCUCGAGCGCCGAAAAAGUCACGAGCGUCGGAAAGGUCAUCAUCACCAGCGUUUCCUAUGGGCAGAUUGGCAGAUUUGAGAGGUACACCGGUGCCUACAGAGCCAGAGACCCCUCCUUUGGACAACGUCGAGUUCUUGAAAUGGGUAAGAAAGCAGAUGGCAGGGUAUGCGCCAGCAGAUCGCAAGCGAUUGCUUCCAGCGAUCGGCUGUUUGAGAAAUCCAGAUACUCUAGAGCUUGCCUUCGAGAUUGCGUCAAAGGUUCUGGGCAGACACUUGGCCACGUUGGUGGAAGAGGCAAAAGAGAUGAGAACCAUGUACGGCAAGGUCCAGAAGUCAGGUGGUUCUUGCGUCAAGUCUCUCUUGCAGACUCUCGAACAAGCAAUUCGUCAGUUUGACAAGAGACGAGACGAUUUCGCCGAGCGAGUGAGGGCUUUCGAAGCGGAAGCGAAGGCAUGA
This is a messenger RNA of Alternaria arbusti, 741 nucleotides long. RefSeq lists its product as uncharacterized. The transcript has a single exon. Lineage: Eukaryota; Fungi; Ascomycota; Dothideomycetes; Pleosporales; Pleosporaceae. The coding region runs from base 1 to 741 and encodes 246 amino acids. The record is from RefSeq and is a predicted model, not a curated record.